This is a messenger RNA of Colossoma macropomum (tambaqui), 1855 nucleotides long. RefSeq names its product chromosome unknown C19orf54 homolog (gene actmap). The record is from RefSeq and is a predicted model, not a curated record. NCBI's taxonomy places the organism in Eukaryota, Metazoa, Chordata, Actinopteri, Characiformes, Serrasalmidae. Bases 318 to 1217 code for a protein of 299 amino acids. The transcript has 7 exons.
CUGCCCUGUAUUUUUCAGCGCCGUAGUGUUUUACAGCUCAAGGAGUAUUUUGAAUUAUGUUGAUUUUUGUCGCGAUUUAAAGAAAACUGCGGUGUAACUGUAGAAGUUUCUUAAGAGAAAAUGGUGUUUUUAAGAGAUAAGACAGAGUUUUGAUGUGAGACUGUAUGUAUGCGGCGGCUACCGGUUCAUUUCCUUAUUUGGAAGAGGUUUAUAGUGGUGGUCUGCAGGCUGUCGUGCUCUCUGUGUGGCCGGUGCUGGAGUUAAAUGGACUCUGAUGGAGUGUUGUUACUCAGAGUCUGACAGGCUGAACAGGGACCAUGUCAGAGGUUCUCCCUCCACCUCCACUUCCACCUCCACCACCUCCUGCCCCUGCUCCGGCUCUGGCUCCCUCAGUGCCCAGCAAGAAGAAGCUGUACCAGGCUAUAGCCGAGGGGAAGGCACCUGUGGAGGGCGACUUUGAGGAGGCCCGCUUACUGCUCACCCAGAGAGAGAGCAGUUUCAGGAAGGACCUACAGUGGGUGCUGUGCAACAAAUAUGUGCCUUCGCUGAUUCAGGACGGCCCCAAAUGCGGCCUAGUGGCCUUAUGGAUGGCAACCCAUCUACUGAAGCCUGUCAAGACCACGUCUGUGGAGAAAGUCCUACAGACAGCAUUGGAAAAAGGCUAUACUGCCCAGGGAGAGAUGUUUUCGGCUGGAGAUAUGGCCCUUCUUGCAGAGGAAGUGUGUGGCUGCAGAGUUCAGACGUUAUCCGGUGGCAUGAUGGGAGACAACGCUGCACUGGUCCUGAAACAUCUCACGGAGGGACGGCCGAUCUUAAUACCAUAUGAUGAGGAUUUUAACCAUGAGCCGUGUCAGCGUCAGGGCCAUAAGGCACACUGGGCUGUGGCUUCAGGUGUACUACUUGGCCUGGUGCAAGGGAGUGUUACCAGCAAACAGUUCCCCGUGGACCCCACUUUACCCUGGCUACAUCUUUCUGAAGGCAGCGCUCCUGCUGAGCUGCCACUGGACGCAGCUGAGGAGGUCUAUAUCUUAGCCAAACAGGGGAAGAGCCUCCGCUACCAGCUAUGGAAGUUAGAAACAGUGGCGCAGAGUAAUGCCCAGCUGAAAGAGAUGGAUCCUCAGAGGGCCAGUGAUGGAACCUACUAUGUGCUGCCCCCUGGUGGAGUGGAGGAGGGACUGGCUGGUCAGGUGGUGCUACUGUUCUCACAGACAAACUGAUCAUACAAGGGCUGAGCGGCCCAAGAGUGCCUCUGAUGACUGGAUUUUAUAUGGUGGGAAUGCGGUGGUAAGUGUGCAAUAAGCUUCCAACUGUGUUCUCACCAUUUAACUCCUUUCAAAUAAGUACAUUUCAGUUGAAUGGCUGCUAUUGCCAAGCUAGCCUGUACUAUGCCUUUCAUCCACUAGGUGUCCUUAUGUCUGUACAUGAUUACCUCGUGCUCUAAGUGCAGAUGUUUUCUGGGAAAUUUUGAAGGAAAUUCUUUCCUGUUUUCUUCAAUCUGGGUGCCUGGAGAUUAUGGUGCUGUAGGAGGCCGAGCUGGAUGUUUUUGCUGCCGUGACUCAGAAGGAUUAUGACGCUGGAUUUACCCUUUAAAAAAGGGGGCUGAGCCUUGGAUUUUACCUCAGUUAUUCAACAUCAUGGUUUUAUACUAGAAAGGCUGUAAUUCUGUAACUACUGGAAUUGCGAUAGGGUUCAUUUUGACUGUUUGAACUUUACAUGCAUAUUUAUACCACAACAGGAAAUAACUAUAAACCCCUGUACUAGUACGAGACAGCACAGGCUGUACAAAUACCACAUAUUGUUUCUGUAAGAAAGAUUACUUUCUGAUGAACACAGCACAAAAAAUAACUUAACUUAA